AUGUCGUCCUUGGCUUCACAAGCACCCAUUGCCAUCAUCGGAGCUGGGCCAGGAGGUCUAACCCUUGCACGUUUACUCCAAGUGCAUGACAUCAAUUACAUUGUAUACGAGCGAGAUGUUGACCCUAAACCCCGAUAUAUAAACCAAGGAGGCACUUUGGACAUCCAUGCUUUGUCGGGACAACUUGCACUCAAGGAGGGAGGACUCUUUGACAAGUUCAAAAGCAUUGCCCGUUGGGAAGGUACUAGAGUUUGCAUGCAGAACCCAUCCGGUACGGUCAAGUCGGUGUUUGGACAGGAUCGCGAUGCACCUGAGAUUGAUCGUCUGCAGCUUCGUCAGAUGCUGCUUGAUUCUAUUCCAACUAAUAAUAUCAAAUGGGGACACGGUAUAAGAAGUAUCAAGAAAGGAGUAACGCCUGCUGAGCACGUUGUAAACUUUGACAACAAUACCUCGGCCUCUGGUUUUCGUCUAAUUGUUGGCUGCGAUGGAGCAUGGAGCAAGGUUCGACCUCUUGUUACCUUAGUCAAGCCGGAGUACUCAGGCAAAGUGUUCAUCGAGGGAAGCAUCUCUCAUGAUAACCCCAGCUAUGCAGCGGCUGUUGACGACGCCGGACCAGGAGUCAUGUUAGCAAUGGGACAGCACAAGAUGCUGGCAGUUCAGCAGCUAGCUGAUCAUUCCUAUCGCUUUUAUGUCGGAAUGGACGCGCCCGAAGACCAACAUCAGAAACACUUGAACGUGGUUGAUACCGACAAGAUGCGCAAAGAGUUUCUAUCAUUACCAGGCUUCUUUGCGAAUUGGGCCCCAAAGCUCAAGAAAUAUCUUGCCAACGCCGAAGGUCCGUUUCACGCGUGGCAUUUAUAUCGAUUGCCGGUUUCCUCCCUUGCGUGGAACCGUGUUCCCGGUAUGACGCUUCUGGGAGACGCUGCUCAUGUUUCUACUCCUCUCGUUGGCGAAGGCGUGAACAUGGCAAUGCUCGACGCAUUGACGUUAUCAAAAGCUAUCGUCAAGUGCAACGAAAGACCUCAGAUUGGAGAAUCAGAAAAAUUAACAUUGGAAAACGCUCUUGAGGAAUAUGAGAAGGAAAUGCUUGAACGUGGUCGGGAUCACAUCUCGCGGUGCAUGGCCCGUGAAAAGAAAUUCUUUUCCGAGAAUGCUGCUGAGGACUUCAUUAACAUGAUUAACGUUAACGUUUUUGAGUACGGUUACAGAAGUCUUAUCGGGCUGACCCAACGCAGCAUGUAG
Fusarium graminearum PH-1 is the source of this 1242-nucleotide messenger RNA. RefSeq lists its product as uncharacterized. Lineage: Eukaryota; Fungi; Ascomycota; Sordariomycetes; Hypocreales; Nectriaceae. Bases 1 to 1242 code for a protein of 413 amino acids. The transcript is spliced from 3 exons. The record is from RefSeq and is a predicted model, not a curated record. Gene Ontology annotation, molecular function: FAD binding.